GCUGUUCUUAAAGUUGACUUCAGCAAUAAACAGGCUGCAAACCUACAGCCUGCCCCCUAGCGUCAGGGCAUAAAACUACAAAUCAAUUCUGAGUGAAUCAUGUCAGAAAAUAUACUGGAAGAAAUCUUUAUUAAACGAUCUCAGCAGAAGAAGAAAACAUCCCCUUUGAACUAUAAGGAGAGAUGGUUUGUUCUCACCCAGGAAAAAAUAGCCUACUAUGAUUUUGAUCCUGACAAAAAAAAGCGAAAAGGUUUGAGAGGAUCGGUUGACCUAGAGAAGAUCAAGUGUGUAGAGACGGUCCAGCCAGAGCCCAACACCCCACGAGAGCGCAUGUAUGCAUUCCAGAUCAUUUAUGAUGAAGGGCCGUUGUACAUCUUUGCAAAGAAUGAGGAUGUCCGGGCUCAGUGGAUAAAGAAGCUAAAGGAAAUGGUGAGCUUCAACAAGGAUCUGAUGCAGAAGUACCAUCCUUGUUUCUGGGCCGAUGGGUUGUGGUUGUGCUGCCAGCAGGAAGUUAAACAAGCUAUGGGCUGCAAGGUCCUGGAUGGUAAAAAUGGCUUUUCAUCCAAACAAUCUUGGCGAAGGCAAUCCAGGUGACCUCUCCCUCCUACUCCGCCAGAGAAGACUAUCUGGCCUUUACCUCCACAGCCUCCUGAGUCAUCUGGCCCCUCUGUAGGCAUGGCUGUCAUAGCUGAGUAUAACUACAAACCAAUGACAGCCCAAGACUUGGAGCUGAUAAAGGAUGAGCAGUACACCAUCCUCGAGAUGUCGGACACGAACUGGUGGAGAGCCCGAGACAAAUAUGGAAAAGAAGGAUACAUACCUAGCAAUUAUGUUGUGGCAGCAGAAAGCGAGCUAGAAAGAUUUGACUGGUAUUCCAAGAACACAAAUCGUAGCCAAGCAGAGAAGUUGUUAAGGACUGAGAACAAAGAUGGAGGCUUCUUGGUACGGGACUCAAGCAAGGCUGGGAAAUACACCGUGUCUCUGUUCAGUAAGGGUGGCGGGGAAAGCGGUGGAAGCUGCAGACAUUAUAACAUCUGCACCACUGCACAGGGCCAGUUUUAUCUGGCUGAGAAGCAUCCUUUCACCACCAUCCCAGAGCUCAUCAACUACCACCAGCACAAUGCAGCAGGUAUGGUUAGCAGGUUGAAAUACAUUGUAUCCAAUCGGGCGCGGCCUCCAUCAACAGCAGGGCUUGGUUAUGGUGUGUGGGAGAUUGAUCCCCGUGACCUGACCUUCAUCAAAGAGCUGGGCACUGGUCAGUUCGGAGUGGUGAAGUAUGGAAAGUGGCAGGGCCAGCAUGACGUGGCCAUUAAAAUGAUUAGGGAGGGCUCCAUGUCUGAAGAUGAUUUCAUAGAAGAGGCCAAAAUCAUGAUGAAACUUCGCCACGAGAACCUGGUCCAGCUAUAUGGCGUCUGCACCAAAACAAGACCCAUUUACAUAGUGACUGAGUUCCUUUCAAAUGGCUGCCUGCUGACUUACCUCAGGGAAGGCCUCAAACAGCACCCAACAACUGUCCAGCUCCUAGAGAUGUGUAAAGAUGUCUCUGAGGGCAUGACUUAUCUUGAGUCCAAGCAGUUCAUCCACAGAGACCUGGCUGCCAGGAACUGUUUAGUAGAUGGCAAUGGUACUGUCAAAGUGACUGACUUUGGACUGUCAAGGUAUGUCUUAGAUGAUGAGUACACAAGCUCAGCAGGUUCCAAGUUCCCUGUUCGCUGGUCACCUCCUGAGGUCCUCCUCUACUGCAAAUUCAGCAGCAAGUCGGACAUCUGGGCAUAUGGGGUUCUUAUGUGGGAGGUAUACAGUUUGGGGCGGCUUCCAUAUGAACGCUUAAACAACACGGAAAUAGUGGAGCAGGUGUCCCGGGGCCUGCGUCUCUACCGCCCCCAGCUGGCCAAUGAGAAGGUCUACAGCAUUAUGACAAGCUGUUGGCUCGAAAAAGCAGACGAGAGACCCACCUUUCAGGACCUGGCGCUAACUGUUCAGGAUCUGCUGUACGAGCUCCAGUAGAUGCCAAAAUAAUCCGCAGCGACACACCGACAGUUCUCUUUCCGUAUGUUCCUGGAAAGUUAACACAAUCAUUAAACAUAGCUCAGAGAUUGAACAUGGGACUGUGCGGUCACAUCAAGGUCCUCUGUAAUGUGAAUAUGUGUAUGUAUAUGUUAAUGCCACUAUAAGUCAUUGAUUAGAAUAGUCUUCCUAUGACAUACAGUCCUAUGAAACAUUUAAAAUAUAUAUAUUUUAUUGAAGGCUAUUGGCUUAAAGAAUAUCAUCUCUCUCCUUAUUGUAUUGUGGAGUCACUGUGCAAGGCAGACACCUUUGCCAGUUGAAAUAAGCUUUGUAAGAGCAUUUGUACUGCACAAAUAAA
This is a messenger RNA of Monopterus albus (swamp eel), 2365 nucleotides long. It is a transcript of the gene btk, whose product is annotated as Bruton agammaglobulinemia tyrosine kinase. The transcript has 18 exons. Gene Ontology annotation, biological process: protein phosphorylation; intracellular signal transduction. The record is from RefSeq and is a predicted model, not a curated record. Lineage: Eukaryota; Metazoa; Chordata; Actinopteri; Synbranchiformes; Synbranchidae. Gene Ontology annotation, molecular function: protein binding; ATP binding; protein tyrosine kinase activity.